This is a messenger RNA of Daphnia pulex (common water flea), 4073 nucleotides long. It is a transcript of the gene SMC1, whose product is annotated as structural maintenance of chromosomes protein 1A-like. Gene Ontology annotation, cellular component: nucleus; cohesin complex; chromosome. Gene Ontology annotation, biological process: sister chromatid cohesion. The coding region runs from base 170 to 3925 and encodes 1251 amino acids. Lineage: Eukaryota; Metazoa; Arthropoda; Branchiopoda; Diplostraca; Daphniidae. The transcript is spliced from 17 exons. The record is from RefSeq and is a predicted model, not a curated record. Gene Ontology annotation, molecular function: protein binding; ATP binding; ATP hydrolysis activity.
CUGUUCGCGGGCUUACAUGGCGUUGGUUUUCGUCUAGAUUUAUGCGUCUUUACUUGCUGAUGUUUUUAUUUUCUCAGAUUUUUUACUGAAGGCUUAUUUUCUUCCCCUGAUGUUUUUAUUCCUCAAAGUUUUUACUGAAGGACGAUAAAAUUCGUCAACAUCUGUCAAAAUGGCCAAAUUAAGGUCUAACCUAAAGUAUAUAGAGGUCGAAAAUUUCAAGUCCUAUCUAGGCUUUCAACGUAUUGGACCUUUGAAGAACUUCUCGGCAGUAAUUGGUCCAAAUGGCUCAGGAAAAUCAAAUUUCAUGGAUGCGGUUAGUUUUGUUAUGGGUGAGAAGACACAGACGCUCAGAGUAAAAAGACUUGCCGAUCUUAUUCAUGGAGCUUCCAUUAACAAAGCUGUGUCUAAUUCUGCCAAAGUUUCAGCUAUUUUUGAGCUUGAAGAUAAAACUGAGCUCAAAUUCACAAGACUUGUUUCUCAUGGUUCAUCUGAACACAGGUUCAAUGACGAGACAGUGAAUUCUUCAAGAUAUUUUGCUGAGUUGGAGAAAUUAGGCAUCAAUGUUAAAGCCAAGAAUUUUUUAGUGUUCCAAGGAGCUGUUGAAAAUAUUGCAAUGAAGAACCCUAAAGAAAGGACUGCGUUAUUUGAAGAAAUCUCAGGUUCUGGUGCUUUGAAAGAAGACUAUGAUAGAUUGAAAGCAGAUAUGUUGAAGGCAGAAGAAGACACUCAGUUUACUCUGCAGAAGAAGAAAGGUAUUGCUGCUGAGAGGAAAGAGGCUAGAAUGGAGAAAGAAGAAGCCGAAAAGUACCAAAAACUUCGCGAAGAUCUUGCUGAACAACAAGUUAUAUUCUACCUAUUUAAGCUGUUUCAUUGUGAGCAAGAUAUAAAAACUGCCAGGGAAGACAUUACCAAAAAACAACAAGAACUUGGAAAGGUCGAGAGACGUAAAGAAAAAGCAGAGGAGAUCUUAAGGGAGAAGAAGAAGGAACACACAAAAAUAGGAAAAGAACUUGCAAAGAUGGAACAAGACAUUCGUGAGAUCGAGUCGGAAAUCAACAAAAAACGACCGACCUUCAUCAAAGCCAAAGAGCGAGUAACGCACAUGCAGAAAAAAUUGGAAGCCGCUCAGAAAUCACUUACUCAGGCCAGGAAAGCGAAUGAUGCCCACGCGGAAGACAUCGAUCAGCUUGAGAAAGAACUAACCGAAGUUGACAAGCGGAGAGAAGAGUAUGAAACAGAAUUGCAGUCUGAGAGCCAGAGUCAAGGUCGCAGCGUCCAUUUGGAGGAAGAACAGGUUGCUCAGUACCACCGGUUGAAGGAAGAGGCCGGAAGACAAUCAGCGCGUUAUCUUCAAGAACUCGACUCGGUUAAUCGCGAGCAGAAAUCUGACCAGGAUAAACUGGACAACGAGUCGCGUGUUCGAGGCGAGAUUGAAAACCAAUUACGCCAACGACAACACGAGCUGGAAGAAACUCAAAAACGGUCCGACAAAUUAAUGGAACACAUUCGAACGACGGAAACGGCCCUGGAAGAGCAGAUAAAACUGCAACGCGAUCUGACUAGCGAAGUCGAACAGUCCAAGAACCAGAUCGAUACGCUACAAAGCAAGUUGGACGGUAUCUCAAAGAACUUGGGCGAAGCGAAAGUCGACAAACAUGAGGACGCGCGUCGCCGUAAAAAGCAAGAAAUUGUCGAAAAUUUUAAGCGCCUCUACCGUGGCGUUUACGAUCGAAUCAUUAACAUGUGCCACCCUGUUCACCAACGUUUCAAUAUUCCCGUCACUAAGCUUCUCGGCAAGUACAUGGAAGCCAUCGUGGUCGACACAGAAGAAACGGCUAGAAACUGCAUCCAGUAUCUCAAAGAGCAAAUGUUGGAACCGGAAACUUUUCUCCCUCUAAACUAUCUAAAGGCGAAACCAUUGAAGGAGCGACUUCGUGUCAUCAAGGAUCCUCUCAACGUGCGUCUGCUUUACGAUGUGUUGCAGUACGACCCGCCCGAGAUCAAGAAAGCAGUUUUGUUCGUUACCAAUAACGCGCUGGUUUGCGACACGCAAGAAGACGCCAUGAAAGUGGCGUAUGAAAUGGAAGACGGUGAUCGUUACGACGCUGUUGCCCUGGACGGCACAUUUUACCAGAAAUCUGGUCUUAUUUCUGGCGGCUCUCGGGAUUUGGAGAAAAAGGCUGCCCGCUGGAACGACAAGCAGCUCAGUGCCCUGAAAUCCAACAAAGAGAAACUGAGUGAAGAAUUGCGAGAAGCUAUGAAAAAGUCGAGGAAGGAAUCUGAACUCCAUACCGUCAACUGUACCGUCAAAGGUUUGGAUUCUAGGCAUCGCUAUGCAUUGGCUGAUCGUGAAAAAACUGCCAAACAAAUUGAGCAGUUAAUGAGAGAAAUUGCGAAACUGGAAGAAAAAUUGAGAAAUUUUGCUCCGGCAACUGACGAAAUUGAGAAAAUCAUGCGCGAAAGGGACGCCACUAUCCAGAACGUCAAAGAACGUAUGAACCGUGUAGAAGACACUGUUUUUGCCGAAUUUUGCUCUCAAAUCGGUGUGGCUAACAUCCGCCAGUAUGAAGAACGGGAACUCAGGCUCCAUACAUGGACACAACAAGAGCGAGCCAAGAAGCGUCUCGACUUUGAAAACCAAAAGAAUCGUAUCCUCAACCAGCUGGAAUUCGAGCGUUCCCGAGACACGCAAACUAAUGUGGAACGGUGGGAGCGGUCUGUGAGUGACGACGAAGAGGAACUAGAAAGAGCCAAACAGGCCGAACAAAAACAAAUGAGUGAAAUUGAUAAAGAAAUGAAAAAGUUGGAAGAAAUUAAAUCGACCCGAAUGUGCAAAAAGAACGACUUGGACAAUAUGGAUGAAGACAUGGCCUUGGCUCGACGAGAUAUGGGAGCAGUAGCAAAAGACCUGCAGAACAUUCAGAAGUCUAUCACCAGUAUGGAAGCGAAAAUUGAUCAAAAAAGAAGUGAAAGGCACAGCAUUUUGAAGCAAUCGAAGAUGGAAGAUAUCGUUAUUCCGAUGUCGCGUGGUAACAUGGAAGACAUCGAGCAAGAUGGUAAUGCUACCGAAAGUAUGAAUAGCGAGUCUGUCACAACCGGUGGUAGCGAUUCAGUUAGCACUCCACAAAACUCUCAAACGAUAUAUGAGCGAGAAGAGAGAAUUGUUGUCGACUACUCUGACCUACCUGACAAGUAUAAAGAUCUUUUUGAAGCGGACGAAGUACGCCGUGAAGGUGAUCGCCUACAACGUCACGUGAACGAGUUGAGCAAUACUAUCCAGCGUAUUCAAGCCCCAAAUAUGCGGGCUAUGCAAAAAUUGGACUUGGCGAGAGAAAAGUUACACGAGACAAACGAAGAGUUUGAAAAGGCUCGCGUCAAAACCAAGAAAGCUAAACAGGCGUUUGAGAGAGUAAAAAAAGAGCGCUUUGAUCUCUUUAUGUCUUGUUUUGAACACGUUUCCAAUGAAAUCGAUGGCAUUUAUAAGUCGUUGGCCAAGAACCAGUCUGCUCAAGCCUUUUUAGGUCCAGAAAAUCCAGAAGAACCUUACCUUGAUGGAAUCAAUUACAAUUGUGUCGCUCCGGGCAAACGUUUCCAACCCAUGUCUAAUCUUUCCGGAGGAGAAAAGACCGUCGCGGCUUUGGCAUUGCUAUUCGCCAUUCACAGCUAUCAACCAGCUCCUUUCUUCGUACUGGAUGAGAUCGACGCAGCUUUGGAUAACACAAACAUCAGUAAAGUGGCUGGGUUCAUUAAAACACAAACAGCCAACUUGCAAACUAUCGUUAUUUCUUUGAAAGAAGAAUUUUACAGCCAUGCUGAUGCGCUCAUUGGAGUUUGCCCCGACCCUGGGGAGUGCCUCAUCAGUAAAAUGCUUCUCCUGGAUCUUACCGAAUACCCGCCGCACACGUUUGAAGAGACUCAACGCUAAAUGAGUCGACUUCUAAGUUUUUCUUUUACGAUUUUCGGUUUUAAGCGUAUACUUAGAGCAUGUAUGGAUAGGUGUUUGUGCGGUUUAUUUUGUUCAAUGAGAUGAAUUUUAAGUGCAUUCCUUUAAAUAAAGCAGAUGUUCUCACGAA